Molecule: messenger RNA, 808 nt
Organism: Strongylocentrotus purpuratus (purple sea urchin)
Lineage: Eukaryota; Metazoa; Echinodermata; Echinoidea; Camarodonta; Strongylocentrotidae
Exons: 4
Coding region: 1-567 (188 amino acids)
Source: RefSeq, a predicted model, not a curated record
AUGGGAUUUCUAACCACAGUUGACAGUAAGCAUCCAGAAGCGAACAAGCUGUAUUUGAAAUUCAUCUGUAUGUUAAUACAAAACUCUGGUAAAAUAUUCGUCAUGGCCAAAUCGUUGAACCUCACCAUCGCAUUAUGCCUGUUUGCUGUCACCUACGUCAGUAUGGUCAGUGUUUCAGAAGCUGCUCCUCUAAUGAGCAUUAACGACCACCUCCUCAAGAAUUGCCUGAGCUAUUUUGCCGAGAUGCGCGAAGAAGGGACCACCGUGUGCGACUCGGAGAUCAUUGACCAGGUCCACGACCACGCGGAAGAGCUCAACUUUCCCGGAUACGACGGCGACCUGGUGGAGGACUUUCUCGAUUUGGCCAAUGAUGGCGGGCUCUGCUACCUCGAAGGUUCAACGAUUAAUGUAGUGAAGGGUGACUGCGCUGCCAUGGGGCUCGUCUGCCAAGCCUUCGAACCCAAAGUCGUCGACCGUUGCGGACCGCUAAGGAAGCAGGCUAGCGCAAUCACCCCCUCACCGGUCACAGAGGCCCCAAUGACCCAGCCAGCUACAGUAAACAUCUAGACUGACACGCCCUCGUCCCUUAGAUCCAACCAAUGGGAGACGGUGUUCAACCUGUCACUCAUCAUAAUAAUCACCAUGGAGACGGAAAUCUUCGUAAUCCAGAGCUUAUCUACGUUAAUCGCCUGUAACACAAACCGGCAUUUCCAAGUUUAACGCAACGGUGUCGCAUAUAUUUUCAGGAACCGGCCAAAACUUUACGUGUUUUAUUUCAUAUUUGAUAAUUUGGAAGUUCAGUUAAGUA